Messenger RNA from Macrobrachium nipponense, 6298 nucleotides. RefSeq names its product palmitoyltransferase ZDHHC18-like (gene app). Gene Ontology annotation, biological process: peptidyl-L-cysteine S-palmitoylation; protein targeting to membrane. The transcript is spliced from 10 exons. The record is from RefSeq and is a predicted model, not a curated record. Gene Ontology annotation, cellular component: Golgi apparatus; endoplasmic reticulum. Gene Ontology annotation, molecular function: protein-cysteine S-palmitoyltransferase activity. NCBI's taxonomy places the organism in Eukaryota, Metazoa, Arthropoda, Malacostraca, Decapoda, Palaemonidae. The coding region runs from base 815 to 2545 and encodes 576 amino acids.
AGGAAAAAAGAUCUAUUUUUCGUUUGUUGUUUUCUUAGUUGCCUUCUUUUAUUUUAAGUUCCUUUCAUUCGUGUGUCCACUCCCUCUCUUAUUUGAGCCUGUUCCGUGAUUUCAGUGAGAAAUUCCUCGAAAGGAAAAGGCUUGGUUGAAAUAACUAGCUAGCCUAGUAAAGUGUCGAGUCCUGGUUUUGAGUUUUUGAGGUUACCUACCUACCUACCUAGGUAACCUCUAUUGGUUUUGAGUGGCCAGUUUUGAUUUCCUGCACAUGACGGACUUAAGUUGCUUUGAUGCUUAUUAAUUACUGAUUACAACUGAAUAUGCUUUACUGUUUGUUUUAGACAAUUCACGCAAGGUCGAAAUGGCAGUGACAGAAUCGAGAAUACUCCUAUCAUUCAAGUUGACGAAAGCAACGGGCACCUUUUGCCUUUUCUCUUGUCCUAAUACCCUCCUCGUCCUCCUACUGUAGCUAGCUAGUAUAGGCCUCCUGCCUGCGAGGUCCACCCCAGACGGGGCUUACCCCAGUCAGAGGUCUGACUCAGACCAGCCUACGUCAGCCUAUACCUAGUAUCAGAUCAUGUUUCAUAGUAAUAGACUGAGACUGAGAGAACGAACAAGAAGUAAGAAAGUGGUUGACCACGAUGAUGUGUUCUGUGGAUAAAACUGGUCUAAAUGCUGAGGCUAGUAAUAUGUCUUAGGCCCCGGUUUUGGAUAAAGGGCUCGGAGGCUUGGUUGAGUAGCCGGCUCUCUUUAUUUAGUAUUUUAAAUUGUUGGUUUUUGAAUCGAACGAGUGUUGCACUAGUGGGACGUCUCCUUGAUGGUGGAGGAGGGUGUGUAUCAACGCGUGGCCUUAGAGUCGCCCUCUCAGUCGCCAACGCAGUCUAGCGACAGGCUGCUGGAUAACAAGUGCGUCCAGUCGAGUGCCAGCUCCUCCUCAGACAAUCUAGAUGCGACUCAGUCGACUCAGACGCACACCAACACCAAGGUGAAAAUGGCGAGUGUCAAGAGGAAAUGGCAGAUAUUUCCGGGCCGCAAUAAAUUUUACUGUGAUGGACGCAUCAUGAUGGCCCAACAGACCGGCAUCUUCUACCUCACUGUCGGUCUCAUUGUUGUUACCAAUGUUCUUUUUUUUGUCUUUGACUGUCCCUUCUUGGCGGGAAACUUGACACCAGCAAUUCCAGCUGUUGGAGGUCUCCUCUUUGUUUUUGUUAUGUCCGUUCUGUUUCAUACUUCAUUCACCGAUCCUGGCAUCAUCCCUCGAGCAACAGCAGAUGAAGCCAGCUAUACAGAGAAGCAGAUAGAGGUGCCUAAUUCUGGCAAUGGCCCAAGAUUGCGUCCUCCGCCUCGAACGAAAGAGAUAUCCGUUAAUGGUGUUACAGUCAAACUUAAGUACUGUUUCACUUGUAAAAUAUUCCGACCGCCUCGUGCGUCCCACUGUUCCAUAUGUGACAAUUGUGUCGAGCGUUUUGACCAUCAUUGCCCUUGGGUGGGUAACUGCGUUGGUAAGAGAAAUUAUAGGUACUUCUACCUUUUUAUCUUAUCGCUUGCAUUCCUCUGUGUCUUCAUCUUUUCAUGUGUCAUCGCUCACCUUGUCAUGUUCAUGAACAAUGAAAAUAAAACCUUCAUGGAGGCCAUCCAGCUACAUCCAGCAUCCGUCAUUGAGUGCGUCAUCUGCUUUUUCUCAGUCUGGUCCAUUCUAGGCCUGGCUGGAUUCCAUACUUAUCUUACCACUUCCAACCAAACCACCAAUGAAGAUAUCAAAGGCUCGUUUAGUUCUCGUCGAGGACAAGCUAACUUUAAUCCAUAUGGUUACGGCAACUUCUGCCUCAAUUGCUUGGCAGUGCUUUGUGGCCCUGUCCAGCCAAGCCUUAUUGAUCGUCGAGGUGUGGUAACGUUAGAGUACCUCUCCACAACGCAGAAUAAAGUGCCGGAAAACCAGGUAUCCUCAAGAAGUUAUGGCACUGUGCACACCACUCAGCCUACGAAUGGCAUGGUUCCACAAUGUCCCAGUACUGAAGGGCCAGCUGGAAGUCCAACUAGUGCAAGUGGGGUACCCACAAUAGGGGGCAAUAAUGUAAGUGUCACAAAUAAUGGAGGCGGAGUAGGGACUGCCAAUGGGGCAAUGGUUGGGUCCCUAAAGAAGAAGUCUGUGUCUACACAAUCUAUAAAUGGUCAAGAGACUGUUGGCAGUAGCCCUGGUGGCAGUUCAAGUUCAACCAAUCCUCUCCAUGCUUCCAGUGGAAAUCCCUUAUCACAAUCAUCGGGAGGUGCCAUCAACCCGCUUCACUCUCCUGUUGGAAGCUCAGUGCCCCUGGCACCCAUACACCAAACUCAACAUCCCAUAGCUGUAGAAAGCACAGUUGUAGCCACCAAUACCACAGGAGGUGCAAGUGUCACUGUGAGUGCCAAUUCUGGUGUGUCCACAAGUCAGUUAUACCUGCUUGACAGUUCUUACGAUCUUGAUCUCGAUUCAAUAGAUGGCUCCGUCUCUCAGCCCUCUCACUCCGAGUCCUCACAGCUAGGACUGAUACACAGUAAUGCUGUAUAGCCAAGUGCUGUCGUAGCCUUCUAUUCUUAUAGGAAAUCUUCUAGUUGGUCAGUCCCAAUUGCUGUGGUGUAAAACUUUUUAAUUUUUCUUCACUAAUUCUGUUUCACCUUGGUUUUUCUUCACCCAACUUGGUGCUUUUGAGAGAGGAAAAAAGCAAGAGGUGUUUAAAACCACAGAUAAGAGGGAUUUUUCCUGUUUAUAUGUUUGCCUAACAUGACAUUAACAUAUUGUGAGUAUUAUUUUUAUCACGUGAAAUCGUUCUAUGUUUAUGUGAUUAUCCAGCGACUUAAUUUUUACUCAGCACAAUCAAAGUGAUGUCAGUUCCGUUUUGAGGUUUGUGUCUCGUGUGUGUUUGUAUAUAACUACAUAAAUAUAUAUAUUCCUAUAUAAUGUAUAUUAGCAACAGAUAAUUAUGUAUUUUUACUCUGUGCGUUGUUUUAAUUUUUUUUCUGUCGUUAUCAAAAAUGUCUUCAAAUAAAAAAUAUGAAAGCAACUUCUGUGAAAGUAAGGUUGCAUAAGAAAGGGGGGUUGGGAGAAACAAUUGGAAAUAAGUUUAUGGAAUCAAAGCUAUGGCAGUGGAAGAAGACAAGAUUAAUCUUAACAGAGGAUUCCAUAAUUAUAAAAGUUUGUUGUUUCAAAUUGAUCAGUGGUCUGUAUAUUAUCAUGUUGUCAUCCUUUACAGAAUUCAGGCACUUAAUGAAGUUGUUGUCUUAAUGUCUAUUUGUAAGUAAAGUUUAUAUCUGCUAAUAAGGAUUUUCAGCAAUGUUUCUAGUGAUAAAUUAUGAGAGCUAGGAGACCAGACAGUUCGUGAUGCUCUAAAUUUUUUCUUUCUGUUGUCAGAUUUGCAAAGUGUAAUUCAGGACUAUUAAAUGUCAGUGAUGUCACAUGGAUGUAAUACCCCAUUAACGUAGAAACACAGUUCCUCACUGAUUACUUGACUUCAGAGUUCAUAAGUAGAUAUUGUGAUUUGAGAACUUCUUUGCCCAAAGAGAGUAAAGAUGUUUCUGCAGUACUAAUUGAGAUCCCUUUCUUGAAUGAUCAGUGGGAUGUUCAUUCUCUUUAGCAUUCAGUUUAAGCUUCUUAUAGUAGGAGAAGGAUUAGAAUUGAGUUGGUUUCCAAUGCUGAGGUUGUUGUUGCCUUUCUUUUCAUGUGGACUGGUUUCGCUUAGAAACAUUAGUUAGUUGGGAUUCUUAAGGGAAAUAAUGAUCAAGUUUGAUACUGAUCUUCAAAGACUUCAUACUGUCAGGCACAUGGAAAAGUGGAGUGCUGUUGUGAUUUGCCUUUAUAAUUGAUUGUGACUUUUAGAUUUUUAAUUAGAAACUACAAGAUGUAAUGUCAGUUUUUUUAUUUUUUAUUGUAGAAAUAAUGUGUCUGUCUAUCAAGUCAUAUAUAUUAUAUUUUUGUAGGGACACAAAAUGUCUUUUUCUUCUGGAGUGGGUGUUAUGUGGAGUUAGUGUGUAUUACCCUUUCCAUACAGUAGAGAAAUAAAAAAAUCCCUUGUCAGUAAAAACUUAACAAGAAUUUUUGCUAUUUGGCAGAGAUCGUCUGAGAUAACUUUUCCUAUUGUCCUUUUAUGUUCAUAAUUUGUUAUUGGCUUGAAGAUGUCCAGUUGUAAAGAGUCCCCAUGUUGAAUCAUUCAUUGAGCAGGAAAACAUUAAUAAAGUAGGCUUUCAUGAAUUGCAUUUGAGAUUUAACUUUGAACAAUGAGAAUAACAAGGCAGUUUGCUCUUUGGUAGUCAUUUUGGUAAAUUAGUUUUUUUAGUUUCUAAUCUUUAGACUUGAGGUUUUGCUGUCUUGGCCAGGAAUGGAAGUGGGCUAUGUCAAGUGUCAUGCAGUAUAGUAACUUGGAUAUUUUUAUUUACCUACCCAAAAAAAUUCAAUGCAGAUAUGAUUUAGGAGUGUAUUCUCUCUAAAUUUCCUUUCACUUGAAGGUCUAAGUCAUAGUCACAUACAAGACAGACACUCAGAGAGUUUCGUGCCUUAGGCGAGAAUUAAUCUUCUGUAAUUCUGUAUUUUUUUUUUUUAAUAGUUAGUUACAGAACUUUGGGGAGGUAUGUUUAGAGGAGUUCCCAUUAAACCCUUAAGGUUGCCAGGAUGGGAGGAAACUGCUUGGGGAGAUCAUUACUUAAUAUGCACAUCCCCUUUUGUUGUGCUGAUAACAUUUUGGUAUUAGUGCUCCCUUCCCAUAUUAACUCACUUUUUCAUAUAUAGUAGAUGAAAGGAUAAUUCUAGGGCUGAGAACUAAAAGGGCCAAUGUCAAAAAAUGGUCGAUUGUAGUUAAGACCGUCACUAAACUAGAAAUUUAUCUCUGUUUCAGUGCUAUAAUGGCCAAUGUUAUAAGUUAAGCAGUCACCCAAAAAAAAGCUUUCGUUUGCUGUACUUACCUGAAUUUUAAUAAAGGAAGCAAUAUUUUAAAUGCGUUUUUCUGAAAACAUGGUUUUAGGACAUUGGCCCUUCUAGUUCUCAGCCCUAGAAUUGUACUCGUGUCUUGUAGUUCAAUCUUCCAGCAUUUGAAUCAGGCACUUAUUAGGUAAUUUACACUUAUUAUUGUGUUGUUAUCCAGCUUGUAGUCCCUAAUACUCAGAGGGUUUCAUAUUACUGAUUAUGUACUACAGACUUUAGUUUUGUAGUGGGGAUACUGUGUGGCACCUUUCAGGUUUUAGAGCAAUCACAAAUGUGACAAUCAGUUUGGACAUUUAUUUUUGACAGAAUUAUUACUUAAUUUUCUACACACUUUCAAGCAUUCCUUUUUCUGUUCAUUCAGAUUAUAUGUACUAUUCAGUAUUUUUGAACAACAAUUUACCAAAAUGGCAAGAGGAGAUACUCCAAGCUUAAUAAAUUUUGCCAAACUCUUUUUCAUUAUAUCUUUUCCUGAUAGUUAUUUUCUGUAACUAGUUUGGCAGAGUAAUUGAGAUACACUACAGUAAUGGGAAUCUGAGUUAGACAUUCAGAAUUGAUUGGUCGUUGAACAUCCAAUUUAACAAUGCUAAUUAUCUACAGAGGGUUUGAAUGCUGUUCAUUAUACAUAUUGUGAUCAGGAAAUUCUACAACUUGUAACUGUGUGAAUGACAGAAGUAUGGCAAUGUAUAUUGGUGACAUAGAAAAUUAUGAAUGAAGCUGGUAGGUGUUGCCAAAAGUUUGAGAAAAUUGUUAGUUUCCAAAACUUUGGUCUUAGUCCUAAACCUCAAACAUGUGUCCAUCCAUUCCUAUGGUGAUUGUAAAAAAUAUACCUGGCAGUUGAGGACACUAGUUACUAAUAUAUUUUUUUAUGAUAGUGAUGUAGAUUUUUUAAUUUGUCUUUCUCUUCUGUUCAUAGUUCAGUCUAGCAAGAGAUUUCGUAUUUUGGGGGGAAAAGGAAAAAGCAGGCUCUUUCUGAGUGGAAAUUGUAUGCAGCUAAGGAUAAUGCCUUGGUCGAAUCAGAGUUGUUUGCUGGCCAACCACAUUCCAUCAAAAUUGCUCCUUGAAGGUUAAAGGUUUGUUUUAUAAAUACUCGGAAGGACAACUGUAAAGACUUUUGAAGAAAAGUUAUUUGUAACAGUUGAAUUACAGGCUGUCACAGUGGUUGUAUAUUUCAAAGGCCAGUUUGGUAUAUUUCAGACAACAUGGCAAUAGAAAAACAAAAAUUGCAAGAAAAACAUAAGCAUGUCAAAAUGAACAAAAAUAUUAGGAUAAUUAUUAAAGUCAAUAGGUAACAAAUCAAGGUAAAAUAAACUUCUUGGUAUCCAUAGAGUUGAAAGAUAACAAAUCUAGGUA